UCUUCCUCGCCUUGCAUCAUCUCUCCAUACACCCUAUCGCCAUAUUCAUAUGGCUUCAUUCCAUCACUCUGUACAAUUACGUUUGAUGAAAGAGCAAAAGACAACGUUGUCCAAGCUAGCAAAUACUGCUUCCUCCGUGACAACGCUGUCCUUUCUACAGAGGCUCGAUCUGCUCCCAGCGCUAAUCUCAAUCCUGACCGUGGGCUUUCUCUCCCUUUUUACGGGUAUCUUCCGAGGCAAGAAAGGGGCACCGAGCCUCCACCUCCACAUCGCCUAUGCCGUCUUGCGGAGGGCGACAACGCGCCUGUCCCCACUUCAGCUACAGCAAUCUCGCCGUCGACGGAGGCCACGUACUUACAAUAUGUUCGGUCUGCACGGCUUCCUCCCCAGACAGUGGAUUUAGGUGGCGGUGCCAAGGGUCACUGGCUCGGAGAUCGGAACGCGAAGAAGGUGUUGAUUUGGUAUCACGGAGGAGGCUUCUGCCUACCGGCUAGCAUGGCCUAUUUCAACUUCUUCGAACAGCUAAUCGUGUCCACUCGCACCGCUGGUCAUGAUCUCGCGGUUUUCGUCCUCUCCUACACCCUGGUCCCCCACGCACAAUACCCACGACAACUGGUUCAAGCGAUCGAGGCGCUGCAGUAUAUAGUGACGGAAACACACCGCGGUCCAGGGGACGUGCUGGUUGGCGGAGAUUCAGCUGGAGGAAAUUUGGCAGUCGGCGUGUUGUCGCACCUGUCUCAUUGCCAUCCUGCAAUCCCUAAUCUGAAAUUGGAUCAGCCACUCGCGGGAGUAGUACUGCUUUCCCCCUGGACAUCUCUGGAGCUAAUUCCUACCGGGUCGUCCAACAACAUCGGGGAUUUGAUCACGACGCAAGUUGCUGGUCCGUGGUCAAGUGGAUAUCUCGGCGACAACGACAGAGACUACUACACUGAUGCCUCCACAGCCCCGUCGACUUGGUUUGAAAAUGCCCUGACAACGAAUAUACUUGUGCUAGGAGGAGGUAAUGAGAUUAUGAGGCCUAUGAUUGAGCAUUUCGUGCAAAAAGUCAAGCUCGGAUUCCCAUCAGUGGAGUUAUUCUUUGGGGAGCGAGAGGCCCAUGUUGCUCCCGUGUUCAAUCUAUAUGUCGGGUCUAAGACGGAGACAGAACAAGGGAUGAAACUGAAGGAGUGGCUCAAGAAGCUCCUCUAG
Penicillium manginii is the source of this 1188-nucleotide messenger RNA. Its product is annotated as alpha/beta hydrolase. Lineage: Eukaryota; Fungi; Ascomycota; Eurotiomycetes; Eurotiales; Aspergillaceae. The transcript has 4 exons. The annotation marks the transcript as partial. The record is from RefSeq and is a predicted model, not a curated record. Gene Ontology annotation, molecular function: hydrolase activity.